AAUGUCAUUUUUGAGGAGACAGUCGUUGUCGGAACAUUGUCUUAGAGCAUGCAUUGCAGUUGCAGGGGGGACUAUUAUUUUAGACGCACAAGACAGUUUCUAUGUGUUUGACUUGCAGAGGACCGUCAAAGUAAUUGAAUAAAGGAAUUGGUGUCUUCUCAUUCAGGAACCAUGGAGUUGUUGUGUGUCCGUCUCAUGAGGAACCAACGCAGUUGCCUACCUGCCUACCUGUCUAGAAGCUUUCAAACCUCCCUUUGCCGACAGAGACAAUCAACAACCAGGAGGACAUUACCUUCUACAGAACUCUACUCAACCAACACAUGUCGGAAUCUACUGCAGCCUGAAACCACAGACUCUGUUUGUCAACUACACUUAAGGCCAUCUUUAUCUCAGAGACGACUUUUCUCAUCUGAGAAUGCAAGAACAGUACUUUUCCCAGUGGGGACACCUAGACCUGACCCUGCUGUCCACUCUCUCCCUGUUAUAUGGCUGUCUAAGCAUGGACAUAACUUCAUCCAUACCUCUGCUCCUCUCCGCGCCCUGCCUGCGCCUCUCAUAUGGCUGGUACUCAAACCCCUGCAGAAGAUAGUGGCUAUUAUACUGGGCAGGAGUAUCAGGAAGUGGUGGUUGGCCCUCCCGCCCAAUAAGCAGCAGCUCGUGCGUCAGAACUUCUGGCGUCGCCGUUGGCAGCUGGUGGCCGGGGGUAUGGUUGCUAUGGUGAUCAUGGCAAGUUUCUUCCUGACUCAUCUGGACGAAUCGCCCAUCACGGGACGCACACGCCUCCUAGUCUUCAGUAGAGAGAACUACAUGGAGCUGGCUGCAGUGACAGGAGAUGGGUACAUGGAGGAAUUUGCUGAGUUGAUGGUUCCAGAGAAGGAUCCUCGUCACCAGGUGGUAGAGAGAGUGGUGGAGCACCUGGCCCAGAGGAACAAAGACAUCCCAGAGGUCUUCUCUGUUCCAUGGAGCGUCCACUUGGUCGACAGCCCUACCGUCAACGCUUUCAUACUGCCUAAUGGAAAGGUGUUCAUGUUCACUGGGAUGUUGGAGGCCGUUGCAGAUAUUCACCAGCUCACCUUCAUCCUGGCACAUGAGAUGGCCCACGCAGUGAUGGGACACUCUGCAGAGCAGGCCAGUAUGUCUCAUGUGGUAGACUUCCUGUCUCUGAUCCUGCUAACAGCCAUCUGGGCCAUGUGUCCUCGAGACAGCCUGGCUGUACUGGGACAGUGGAUACAGACUAAGCUCAUACAGUUCCUGUUUGAUCGUCCCUAUAGCAGGAAGUUGGAGGCAGAAGCUGAUCAGGUUGGACUCCAGCUGGCUGCCAAGGCAUGUGCUGAUGUGCGGGCAGGGCCAGUGUUCUGGCAGCAGAUGGAGAUCAGUGACCAGCUGAGAGGAGAACAUUCAGUACCAGAGUGGCUCUCCACACACCCCUCUCACAGGAACAGAGUUAUACAGCUGGACAGGCUGGUCCCACAGUACCUGGAGUUGAGGGAGAGCUGUUCCUGUCCUGCCCUCCCUGCUACAGACCCCAGAGCUGUCUUCGCUCAGAGUGUCAAAGUGCUGCUGAACGCUACUAGGGACCUGGAGGGAGAGGCGGGGAAGAGACUGAAACCACGAGCUCUGUCUCAGAGCCCAACCUCAGACCACAGCAGGGCUCCACAUCCAGGGGGACUGGCUACUGCCCUGCUAGCCUCCUCAGCCUCAGCCACAGCCUCAGCCACAGCCACAGCCCUGACCCUAGACACUGGAAGAUUUCAAGUGGGGACAUGCUGCACUCAAUGGCCUAAUGAGCAUAUACAAUGAGCAUAUAAAGUGAGGUCCAAAAUGAUUGACUCCCCUGAUAAAGAUGAGCAGUAAUGACUAUAAAAUAAAUAAAUACAAUUGAUAUGAUUUUAUACUUCUACAAUUGCUUAGAGAAAGAGAUUUUGUUAAACAAGAAUUGUUUUCUCAAAAAGGUAGGGUUUGAAAUGAUUGACACCCCUAAAGAUUGACGCCUCUAAAGUAAUCAAACGUUUAGUAUUUUGUCCCAUAAUCCUAUCACGCAAUGACUACAUCAAGCUUGUGACUACAAACUUGUUGGAUGCAUUUGCAGUUUGUUUUGGUUGGGUUUAAGAUUAUUUAGAAUAUAUUUCUCGACACUUCUACAUUGAUGUGGAGUUAAUUGUGAAUAAUGAUGAGUGAGAAAGUUACAGAGGGUCAAAGAUCAUACCCCCAACACAUGCUAACCUCUCACCGUUACCAAUAACAGAAGAGAUUUAACAAAUGAUUGUUCAAACUAUGGCUAUAUGUCUUCUAUGUACGCCUCACUGAAACUGCCAAGCAAUAAUUUAACAUGAUUUCCGAAAUCAAGUUUAUAAGGGAAAUAAAAGUCAAAACAUCUCAACUAUAAAAGAGUAAAAUACUAGAUUGAGUCAUCCUCUCUUUCCAAAGACCACAACCUGGAAGUCAGUGGAAAGUUGUGUUCGUCCCAUCUCAGUGGUGUUUGUCUAAUACAUGUUCAUGUGAUUACAAAUAAUUGCCAUGUAAUGUGUUUCUACAUGGAUUGUUGUACAGCCAAAUUCCUCAACAGUAAGAUAACACAACGCGUGAAAUAAACCUCCUUGAUUGAUCAAAACUGGAAACAUAUAAAUAACAUUCUAACAACAUUGAGGAAAUGUCUUGGUCACCCUGAUACAAACCAUGUAAGAAUGUCCUUCAGAAAGUACUCAUACCUCUUGACUUAUUCACAUUUUGGUUUUCUGGGUAGACCGUGUGUAGGCACUGUGUCCUGUAUGUCACCUACUUUAUUUACACUAUCGUGUCCAUCCAUCACCACCUGUUGCCAUGUGUUUUUGUGGUAAUGUGGCCAUCGUCAAGUUAAUUUAAAUGAGUUUUAUGUCUCGUCCUGAAGGAAUGGUAUUGUGUUGUAUUUUAGUGUCAAAGAUCUUUGUAAAAUCAUAGAAAUGUGUAGUUUUGUACAAAUCAUGUAUUGAACAAGCCAAAGAACAUAUUUUCUAUACUAGAAUGUACACCUUAGAACCUGACAACCCAAAAAUGAAUGGGUUUUGA
Molecule: messenger RNA, 3045 nt
Organism: Salvelinus namaycush (lake trout)
Lineage: Eukaryota; Metazoa; Chordata; Actinopteri; Salmoniformes; Salmonidae
Gene: oma1
Product: OMA1 zinc metallopeptidase
Exons: 9
Coding region: 172-1800 (542 amino acids)
Biological process (GO): protein quality control for misfolded or incompletely synthesized proteins; mitochondrial protein processing
Cellular component (GO): mitochondrial inner membrane
Molecular function (GO): metalloendopeptidase activity
Source: RefSeq, a predicted model, not a curated record